ACAAACAAAAAAAACCAUUUGCAAAUGUUUAACUGGAAAAUUGCUCAUGCACACUGCAUGAGACUGGAGCAUGCAGGUGUAGCUGUUUAAAUUUUUUUUUUUUAAACAAACAAACAAAACAAACAAAAAACAACAAUGACAUCUGGUUAACAUCGACGGCAGCAGCGAUUUAUUGUUAUUUAUUAUUUAUUUAUUUUUUGCACCGGUAUCGUGUUAAAAGCUGCAUCCCGUGUACCGACUCGGAGUCAGGGUAGAGGAGCGAGAAAAGGUGGGUGACAGAGAAAGAGAGAGGGGGAUAGAGAGAGAGACAGACACAGAGAGACACAAUGGCCGCGAUCGCGAGCUCCCUGAUCCGCCAGAAGCGCCAGGCGCGCGAGUCAAACAGCGACCGGGUUUCGGCGUCCAAACGGCGCGCGAGCCCCAGCAAAGACCCGCGCUCCCUGUGCGAGCGCCAUUUCCUCGGCGUCUUCGGUAAAGUGCGCUGCUGCAGCGGCAAGAAAAGACCCGUGCGCCGGCGACCAGAUGCACCCUCGAAACCUCCACAGGUGUCCCGUAAGGGCAUCAGGCUAGAGCCGCAGCUGAAAGGGAUUGUGACCCGGCUGUUCAGCCAGCAGGGCUUCUACCUGCAAAUGCAGCCGGACGGGACCAUCGAUGGCAGCAAGGACGAGAACAGCGACUACACCCUUUUUAACCUCAUCCCGGUCGGACUAAGGGUGGUGGCCAUCCAGGGCGUGAAGGCUGGCUUCUACAUUGGCAUGAAUGGAGAAGGCUUUCUUUACAGCUCGGAGAUGUUCACCCCCGAGUGUAAAUUCAAGGAGUCUGUGUUUGAGAACUACUACGUCAUCUACUCAUCCACCAUGUACCGGCAGCAGGAGUCGGGCCGGGCCUGGUUUUUGGGCCUUACGAAAGACGGCCAAGUCAUGAAGGGCAACCGUGUGAAGAAAACCAAGCCCUCGUCACACUUCCUCCCCAGGCCUAUUGAAGUCUGCAUGUACCGGGAGCCUUCGCUGCACGAGAUCGAAGAGAAGCAUCGCUCCAGGAAAAGCUCAGGAACUCCAGCCAUGAACGGAGGCAAAGCGGUGAACCAGAACUCGACAUAGCAGGACGUGGACGUGCGAAAAAGAAAUCAAUAAAAAUAAAUCACACACACGCAAAAACACACACACAUCGCCUGCUGAAAAGAACAAGCCUUCGGAAAAACACCACGGAACUCGCGCUCGAACGAUACGCCAGCGAAGUCUUGCCCGUGAAACCCGUUAGAAGACAUCGGCGGAGGGGGAGGGGCUCGACGCUACAAACGCAAAGCUGCAAAUCAGGACUCGAACUCACGUUUUUAUGCAAUGACGACGGGGCAGUAAGUCAAUCGUGUCACAAGAAUCGAUACUGUGUAAAGAAAAGCGAGCUUUAAAAGCGCUCUGGUGUGUUAGGAUAAUCGCCGAAUGCUUUUCCACCUCGUCGUGUAUUAUUGGUAUUGAAAACAACAAUAUCUUCUCCUUCUCCAUUUAUUCUCUUGGUUUUGAUCCAGACUGCACACAUUUAAACAUUAUUAUUAUUAUUAUUAUUAUUAUUAUUAUUAUUUAACUUGCUUGUCAAUGAAUGCACUUUUACUGAAGCGAAUCUAUAGCGGUGUCAGUUUAUGACUAUACUACAGUUGUACUUAAGAAUUGGUCUGCGGGUUAUGAGGUAGACUUUGGGGUGUUUUUUUAUUUCGGUCUUCCUGGACGCAAAAGCAGGGUCGCAGCUAGCUUGCGAGACGGCUUCGGCUGCAGUCGUCACGUCUGUUUGUUUGAUUGUCUGUUUGUUCGUUAAUUCCACGAAGAGCUAGCGUCCGUCUUUUCUUUGGCGAAAUCGUUCUGUGCAGAUAUUUUUUGCGCGAGACGCCGCUCCUCGCCCGCUUCAACCUGGGACUAACCCGACGACGUUUUAACGCGACGGACGCCUGUCUGUAAAUAGCCACAAUUUGGAUUUCAUCUCCCAAAUCUUCCUAGAAUUCUCCUAAUCCCAGAUGAGUACUUGUGAGCUGGAGAAAAAUAAUAAUAAAACUUCGCUGAGCCAGCAUACGCCUCAACCGACGGCGAAAUACCUCUUCUCCCAAGCGUUCUCCAACUCAGGAAGCCCUAGUCUAAAAAGGUCUAGCUUUUCUCUUUUUUUUUCUUUCUUUUCUUCUUCUUUUUUGUUUGCCACCCCGCUCGACCCGUCCAGGCCAAAGCACAAAGACUGCCCUGUAGGCUGUAGGUGUGGACGGGGGUGGGGGUGGGGUGGUUCUCGGGGGUCGUCUGGGUGUCGCAAACAAGCUAAGUUCCAGCGAAAAAAAAAAAAAAAAAAAGUUUCUCAGUUUGAGAAAGCGCCGUACACAAUUCACCAGUCUUCCACUAGGGGCAGCAGUGAGAGCUGAACCCGUGAGUCUGCCGCAAGGAGGUGGCGAAAACAUUUUUUUUGCAAAGGACUCAAACGCAUGAAUCAGGAAUGCUGUGUUUCUUCUUAACCUAGAGUAGACAUGGGGGGGAUUGUGUUUGUGUGUGUGUGUGGGUGUGUGUGUGUGUUGGGGGGGUGGGAUUCUGAGAACAUGAAACAUGAGCAAGUAACUAUCUCUAGACAGUUCCUGAACGGUGAGGCAGAGGCCUUAAACAAA
Molecule: messenger RNA, 2632 nt
Organism: Ictalurus punctatus (channel catfish)
Lineage: Eukaryota; Metazoa; Chordata; Actinopteri; Siluriformes; Ictaluridae
Gene: fgf12a
Product: fibroblast growth factor 12a
Exons: 6
Coding region: 327-1100 (257 amino acids)
Biological process (GO): animal organ morphogenesis; cell differentiation; positive regulation of gene expression
Cellular component (GO): cytoplasm
Molecular function (GO): growth factor activity; fibroblast growth factor receptor binding
Source: RefSeq, a predicted model, not a curated record